CAGUGGGACGCAGCCUUGGAAAGAACAAGGAAUGUGUGAGCAUCCUCUGGGAGACUGGGGACAGAGUCAGGAAGUCUCGAGGUUCAGGCCGGUUGCCAAGCGCAUCUUCUAAGACUCAGUAGUCCCCAUGUCACCCCUUGAGGUGGCGCCCUGCCCCGCGAUGGCCGCGGUCACCCCGCUGCCAUGCCCGAUGUCCCGGCUGGACUUCCUCAAGGCCUCGCACUUUGCACUGGGGCCCGACCCGCGGCUGCACGUGGGCGACAUGCAGUCCACAUCGCAUCGGGACUUCCCGGCCCCCCCAGGCGGCACCCGUGCGCAGCAGUGCCAGGCGCCGCCCCGCGGGUCCCUCUUCGCACAGGACACGCGCUCGGCGGGCACGCGACUCGAGUCCGAGACGCACGGCGUGUACGCACCCCCGGGGCCGUCGCCGUCCCGGCGAUCGGAGUUGCGGGAGCGCACCCUCGCCAUGCAGGCCAGCAACUGGCGCGUGCUCGCGGACUCGCGCGUCCGCACCAGCCUCUCCACCGUGCGCGCCGACUUCGGCUGGCCGGAGCCGCCGGCGCGCGCGAGCGAGCAGAUCCGCGGCGCGCGGCUCAUCUUCGACCGCGACUCGGUGCCGCCUGGCGACCCAGCCAAGCUGGGCAUCCCCCCCACUACCUACCAGGCGUUUUACCUGCCCCACGACCCGUGCCCGCAGCCCCGCGCGCCCUGCUGCCACCUCGGGGGCCUCAACCCCCUCAGGUGGGACCACAGCAGACAGGACAAUGGGACCUCCUACCAGAGACACUUCCAGGCCCUGCCGAGCCCACCAGCCUUGAUGUGUAAGAGGGCCUUCUCCAGCGUCGAACUGGGAGACUCCAAGAUUGGCUAUGGGCCCAUGUGUUCAGAGCAGAAGCAAGCCUACAGACCCCAGGGUCUCCCCCCAGAGAGGUAUGACAAGGCUCAGGCCGCAGCCCACAUCCACUAUGUGAAUAUUCGUCCUGGAGAUGGCCUAUUCCAUGACAGGACCACCAAGGCUGAACACUUCUAUGCCCGAGAGCCAGAGCGUUUUGUCCUUCACCAUGACCAGACUCCAGCAUCGCACAUCCUGGAAGGAAACUGGCGCCCUGGUCCAGGCAGCCUCACCACGUCCAUGCAUUUCUUCCAUGGCCAGCCGCAUCCGGUGACCGCACCGCCCAGCCGCCACGUACCUUUAGAGAAAUUGAAGAGUCACGUGUGCCUAGGGGACCCCUCGCUGCUCAAACAGUUCUUCCAGACUUCCAUGGGCACGGACUAUUGCCCCCCUGCGACGCCAGAGAAGGUGCAGAUAGCACCCAAUCUUCACUUGAUGCCUAGCAACCUGCCCCGGGGCACUGACGAAACAGAUUUUUUAACCAUGAACCAGAAGAUGCUGAAGCCUCAUAGAACACCUCCAGCCUCCGUGACUGAGGAAAUGCUUCAGCGGAGCAAAUACAGCCACAUUGAGCCCCCGCUGGGCAGACAGCGCUUCUUCUCAACCCAGUAUGAGGAUGAGUUUGCCUCCAAGUACCAGGGCCCAGCAGUGCUGAGAUUGACCAAUCUUCAGGACAGCCAUGUGCCUCUGGGCUCCCUUCGCCAGUGGGGGUGUGGGGCUGGGAAGGUAGACCCUCGGGCCCCCCAGGCCCCCACCUACCCAUGCCCUAGCCAACAAUAAACACUGUCAUGGCAGCAUCCCACCCCUCCGCAUCAGUCAGCCAUGAAAGAGGAUGCUUGGUAAGUUGGGGACAGUGCAGGAGAGAGUGACUCCAUCUAACAGUCCUGAACAGACACUUCCACAGGCCCUGAAGAUCACCCCACUCUGGGCAAGGGGGCCGUCCCAGCUUGUGCAAAGC
Molecule: messenger RNA, 1850 nt
Organism: Mustela erminea (ermine)
Lineage: Eukaryota; Metazoa; Chordata; Mammalia; Carnivora; Mustelidae
Gene: SAXO5
Product: testis expressed 45
Exons: 9
Coding region: 128-1672 (514 amino acids)
Source: RefSeq, a predicted model, not a curated record